This is a messenger RNA of Eruca vesicaria subsp. sativa (arugula), 794 nucleotides long. Lineage: Eukaryota; Viridiplantae; Streptophyta; Magnoliopsida; Brassicales; Brassicaceae. The record is from the annotation of a GenBank genome assembly.
GGAGUAAGAUCACACAGCUUUCUUAUUACAAAACAUAAUUUUAUAUCAAGUAAAAUUAGUCUGUGAGGUUAUGGAGAGUGAGGGAAAGAUUGUGUUUACAGAAGAGCAGGAGGCUCUUGUGGUGAAGUCAUGGAGUGUCAUGAAGAAAAAUUCUGCUGAUUUGGGUCUUAAACUCUUCAUCAAGAUCUUUGAGAUUGCACCAACAACGAAGAAGUUGUUCUCGUUUUUGAGAGACUCACCGAUCCCUGCUGAGCAAAACCCAAAGCUCAAGCCUCAUGCUAUGUCUAUUUUUGUCAUGUGUUGUGAAUCAGCAGCACAGCUGAGAAAAACAGGAAAAGUUACAGUGAAGGAGACAACUUUGAAGAGACUUGGAGCCAAUCAUUCUAAAUACGGCGUCGUUGAUGAACACUUUGAGGUGACCAAGUAUGCAUUGUUGGAGACGAUAAAGGAGGCGGUGCCGGAGAUGUGGUCACCGGAGAUGAAAUCUGCUUGGGGUCAGGCUUAUGAUCACCUUGUUGCUGCCAUUAAAGCUGAAAUGAAGUCUUCUCCUUAAUAUAAUAAGCAGAUAUCUACUUAUUACAAAACUUGUAAUCAAAUUUUGAUUAUGAGUUGUUUGUAUCCACAUUACGAUUAAGUCUUUUUUCUUUUCUUAUUUAUCUAGUUUGUACUAUUUGCAAUGAAAGGAAUGGUUUUAUUGGGCAAAUACUUUGAUAAGGAUGAUGCUCCUGUUCGAACUAAUUGGAUAGUAUAUAUGUCUGGAGAAAGAAAUGAACGCUUUGUUUCACAAGGAAUCC